GCUGGAGGCUGUUCAGUGAGAUCCACCUAGAGGAGGAUGCAUCCGUCCUUCUGAGAGGAUCUACAGAAGGGGGCUCCACCCCCCCACAUCGCCUCUUUCAUGUCUCUCUGCAACAACGGUGCCAGGAUGCCUUCUCCGCAGGAAGCGUCCAAUGGCUUCCCCCAGGCUGGUGCCUCAGGCACCUGGCACAAGCCAGAGGAUGAGGUGAGGCUGGUGGAGGCUGGUUUGGUGAAGAAGGCCCACCGGGAGAUCUUGGACCACGAGAGGAAGCGCAGGGUCGAGCUGAAGUGCAUGGAACUCCAGGAGAUGAUGGAGGAGCAAGGGUAUUCAGAAGAGGAGAUCCGUCAGAAAGUGGGGACCUUCAGGCAAAUGUUGAUGGAAAAAGAAGGCGUGCUCACCCGUGAAGACCAGCAUGGCCGGCAGAUAGUGAUCGAAAACCAUCACAUGGUAGAUAGCGAAGAGUACAUGAUGCAGUAUCCAGAGUACAGGAGGGGAUGCCCUCUGCAGUGUGAUUGCACGACGGACUGCUACCAAGACGACAGCAGUCACCGAGAAUACAGGCUGAAGAGACGAUCCAGCACCUCCACCUCUCCCCCACCCAAGAAGAAAAAGAAAAAGAAAUCAGGUCACCGCCGAAGCCGCAAAAAAAGGAAGCCUGGUUCAGAACGCAGUGGGGAGAGCUCUUCCCCGGUCCGGAAGGAGAAGAAGAAAAAGGCGGGUAAAAAACACCGGAGAGAUAGGUCUGCGUCUGGCUCUCGUAAGAAGCGGAGGCACAGGUCCAGAAGUCUCAAGAGCAAAAGAAAAGAGAAACACACAGGUAGAAAAAGGUCACACAGCGAGUCAUCUGCCUGGCGGUCUCACAGACAUAGCAGCUGCAGUUCUCGGAGUGCCUCCCUCUCCUCAGAUUACAGCAACUGCAAAUCGACAAGCAGACCGAGCCCCAAGUACAGAGAGGAUGGCCAGAAGGCCAUCAGCCACCGAUCCAGCCAGAGCCCAUCCUCUUCCUGUACUGGCCAUAGCCGCUCAGCCACACCUCACCAAAACGGGCACAAGGGCAGUGCCCAGAAUGGCCGCCAUAGCCAUGGUCUCCUCUCAGAGAAAAAACAGGAGCAAAGGCUGGACUCCGUGUCGCCUUCAGCGAGAGCACAUGCCAAGAAUGAAGCCGCAUCACUUCACUCCAAAGAAGGCAGAGGGUGUAAAUACGGCGUCAAGGCCUCGCGGCGCUCUGUGUCACCACCAGGGAGGUGUUCGGGCAGCGACAAACACGUCCACAGGCGCCACACCAGGUCCACAUCAGCUCACAAGCACAAGGGCCGCAGCAGGGCCAAAUUCUCUGCCGCCAAGGAGUCCCCACGCUCUGUCAGCCACACCGGCUACAGCAGCGACUCAGAGGGGUCCAGCUGCUCGCACCCGUACCACACAACAGCCGGGGCAGAAAAAAACCAUGGGGUACACCUAAAAAUAGCAAAGGAGAGGCACCGCCGGGGACGACCCAACAGUUGUUCUCCAGUCCCAGCCAAGCACUCCAGGCGCAAGUCAGAGCGAAGGAAGAGCCUGUCCCGAAGCCGCUCCUGGAGCUCUAGCUGUUCCCCAUCAAAGUCUCGGUCCCGAUCCCGGGACAAGAGAUCUGCGCGCAGCAGGACCCGGUCUGGAUCCCAGAAAAAAAUAACAAGCAGCAGAGAGAAAGACAAGGAGCCACGGGCCCGUCACAGUGACACAGAACCGACUCGGGCCCGUCGUCGCUCUCGGAGCUACUCUCCUAUCCGAAAGAGAAGGCGUGACUCCCCCAGUUUUAUGGAGCCCAGGAGAAUCACUAGUGCCCGCAAGCGCCCGAUCCCCUACUACCGGCCCAGUCCAUCCACUUCCAGCUCCCUGAGCAGCUACUCCUACAGCCACAGCCGCAGCCGCAGCUACGACAGCUACAGCAGCAGCCGGAGCAGGACUCGCACCCAGAGCCGCAGCCCAAGCUACAACAGUCGGAGCAGUUCCGAGAGUGCUGGGUUCUGA
Molecule: messenger RNA, 2007 nt
Organism: Rhineura floridana
Lineage: Eukaryota; Metazoa; Chordata; Lepidosauria; Squamata; Rhineuridae
Gene: SRRM3
Product: serine/arginine repetitive matrix 3
Exons: 16
Coding region: 100-2007 (635 amino acids)
Molecular function (GO): mRNA binding
Source: RefSeq, a predicted model, not a curated record